This is a messenger RNA of Fomitiporia mediterranea MF3/22, 2462 nucleotides long. RefSeq lists its product as uncharacterized. The transcript has 4 exons. Lineage: Eukaryota; Fungi; Basidiomycota; Agaricomycetes; Hymenochaetales; Hymenochaetaceae. The record is from RefSeq and is a predicted model, not a curated record. Bases 109 to 870 code for a protein of 253 amino acids.
GGGACGUCUCCCUGCCUCAGCUCUUUCUCCUCCCUUUCGAAUCACCCCUUCAUUCAUUCCUUCUUAAUUUCUCCAUCUUCUCCUUUCUAUUUCUCUAUAUUCGCGCUCAUGUCGGACCUCUCCACACAUUCGGCGCGUCCACCACUGCUCCGUGGCAACACCGUCCCGCUGUACGUGCGCACCUCGUACUCCUCCUCGUCUGCCCAGGACCAGGCGCGUCAGCCAGAAGGGUCAUCCCAAGCCUAUUCAGCUCAUCCGGACAAAUAUUCCUCACUAGGCCGACGUGACCAGACCGGCAUGCAUGGUUCUAGCGCAGCAUCGAUCUCGCGCAUGCCGCAGAACUGGCAGGUGCCGCCUACGCCGCCACUCUCUACGAGUCCGGGCUCCGCGGAGUCGUAUGCCCAAGAGGAGGCGUAUUUUCCGGCCGUCUCGGCGAGCCAACAACAUUCGCAUGCCGUGGGCAGCGUACGCUCGGCCAGGUCGCAUGGGGCGUUCGGGUCCCCACCGUUGCCUUCCAUGACAUCCCCGACAAUCACAUCUUCACCCGCAUCAUUCCAGCUACUCCGUAAUACGUACAGCAGCGCCCCAAUGCGGUUAGAGAAUACAACCUCAGCGUACAUUCUUUCGGCUACGAUCGGACCCGGAUUUGAUUCGUCGUGUAUCACCAUAUCAAUGCGCAAGAACAAUAUUCUCAACAUCGUGGCAGACCGGUGGGACUUGGAGAAGGGUUGCCACCACGAGUGGCAAGUUCAAUUCGAUAGGCAUGCCGACAUGAGUGGCGUGCAUGCGAACUACACGAACGGUGUGUUAACCGUCACCGUUAAACGAUUAAAUCACUCCGCUGGUCGUCCGCCGCAAAUGAAGCCGUGAAGUAGUCUUAUCUCUGCUGAUCUUCUCCUUUCCCUGUUUCCCUUGCACUUUCCUGACAAUCUCUUUCACACCCUUAUGCUUAUGAGUCAUCGCCAAAACCACCGACCAGCCUCCCGUACCAGUACCGCAGAUUCCAUUCACCCAUCUCUCACGGACACACGGACAUCUAUAAUUAUUCGUCUUCACAUUCCUGGAUUCUUGCAUCCACAUAUUUCAAAACAAGGCUCAGCUUAUAUGCACACCUCAUUUCACGCGGAUGGUCACGCUGUACGUAUAUCUAUCGAUGGCCGACCGGAAACAGGCGGAGACGCGAUCGAAGAUUAAGGAAAAAGUGAUUCUAGAGGACAUGAUCAGUCGGACUAAGAAGGAUUAGGUAUGAAGAAGACGGGGAACUGUCUCGGAGGAACGGAGGGCGCUUCCCGGUGAACCGAAAAUGAGUUUGUAGGGUUCCGUUAUCUUCAUGCUUUGGGCGACAAGCGACAUAAAAACUAGAAUACACGUUACCCGCCAACACAACACGUUCCUUGCCUUGUAAUUCUCAUCUUCGGCACGUGAUCCGUCUGAAGCUGGUUUCGGACCGCUGCAUUCACUGUUACGUCAACAAAUCAUAUAUCCUUGUCCUGUCUGCUCUUUCUCUACCUCCACGUGGAUGUCGUAGCUCGAACUGGGUUUUGCGUAGUAUCUGCGUCAUCAUAUUACUCCCAAGUGCCUCUGCUCCGAUGUUGGUGCUACGGUUUUGCCGUAGUUCGCAUACGACGUGCCAGCGAAUUCCACUGGAUUGCCACUGCGCAAGCGAAUUUGCUUCUGUCUGAAAGUGGACAGGUGGGGGUUCGCACGAGGUAUGUUAUGCGAUAGUUCUGUUUCCUCUCGGGCGGAACAUCUACCCUCACCGCGACCUCCAGACCCGGUUGUCUGAAAACCGAAUUAUACGGGAACAUCACUAAUCUUGGAAAGGUCAGCUGGGGACUUUGUGACUUGGGGCGACAGGACGAAACACAUGGAAUUCUGAGGAGCUGUGGGGCUGCUUAUUGAGGCAGGUCCUACAUUCGCCUGCGUGUUCCAUUGCAAAACCCUUUCCUAAUUAAUUCGGCCUCGUUUCCGGUGACUUGGGUUGGCUUGUCAAUGACGUCUCGAGGUGCAUCUCUAGAGGCAUCAUCUGGACGCCUGGGCCUACCCGCGGGCCUCAUUGUUCGCACAUUCACAUUAGCCUUGUAUGUACUGGUCUGGUGAUGCAUGACGAUGUAGUGGGACAUUGCUCUCAUCAUCUGGGUUCUUUGCUAUUUCUCGGGAUUCUUUUGCUUUUCUUAUUUUCCCUUCUUGUGAAAUUACUUUUUCCUUUUCGCAACCUCUCUUCAAUUUAUAGUCUUCUAUAUACCUUGUAUGUACACGCUGCAAAUACUCACUGCUUGACUUCUUGAGCCUUUUCAUAGACUUUGGCCGGCGCUGCCGGCUUUCUUCUUAUUCUUUUCCUCCUUUCAUAUCUAUUCAUGGGUACAGAAAAGCAUAUUCCAUUGCUGCCUUCUUGCUUUGCUCCAUCGUAAUCGCUCCCUCGUGUACAGUUAGUUCCCCGUCAUCACUCGGCUAUGUUCCAG